AUGCCUGUUCCACCGUCAUUGAUCAUUGUAAAAGCAAAGCAGAUAACUGUGGAAUUAUCGAUAUCGGAAAAUGACUUUAAAGCAUCGUGGCAGUGGUUAAACCGAGUACGUCACGGGUUACAGAACGUUUUGCUCCAUGGCAAAGGAGCAGAAAUGAACAAAGAAGAUCCAGAGCUAUUGGCUGCAUUGAACGAUUUAUAUGCUGUAAUGGAACAGUAUGAUGCUGAAGAUGUUUAUAGCAUGUUUAUAAACAUAUAUAUAAUGUUUAUAACAGCGAUAGUUUUUCGGUUGCUGCCCAGAUAUACUCUGCUUAUGCCAUACGAAGAGGUCAACACAACCCGAGGAAAGAAGAAAGCUAAAGAACGAAUCUCUCAUUGCUUGUGCAAAUGCCACAGGAUCGCACAAAGUUCUUUACAUAUUAGUCUGAAAAUACAAAGAGCUGGCCUGUAUCAAGAAUCAGGAAUGACUUCUGAAGUACUUUAA
Messenger RNA from Octopus bimaculoides (California two-spot octopus), 483 nucleotides. RefSeq lists its product as uncharacterized. The record is from RefSeq and is a predicted model, not a curated record. NCBI's taxonomy places the organism in Eukaryota, Metazoa, Mollusca, Cephalopoda, Octopoda, Octopodidae.